Messenger RNA from Salvia splendens (bonfire salvia), 907 nucleotides. RefSeq names its product ylmG homolog protein 1-2, chloroplastic. Gene Ontology annotation, biological process: chloroplast fission. Gene Ontology annotation, cellular component: membrane; chloroplast. The transcript has a single exon. The record is from RefSeq and is a predicted model, not a curated record. NCBI's taxonomy places the organism in Eukaryota, Viridiplantae, Streptophyta, Magnoliopsida, Lamiales, Lamiaceae. Bases 88 to 774 code for a protein of 228 amino acids.
UUUGUUCCGCCUAAUUGUGAAAGGGUAUUAUCUUCCUGAUCCAGAAAAUCACAGUAGGAGGGUUUUGGAAGAACCACAAAAGCAAAAAUGGCUUCCUCUCUCAUGGCGACUCAAACCACUCUUCUUCUCCGCAACCACCGCAUCGACGCCGCCUUCCCUCUCCCCUCACCCCGCUCUCACCUCCAUCUCACCAUCUCUAAACCCAAUUUUCUCCCCUUUUCCCCUCUCCCCAAACCCUUCAAUUCCAGAAUAUCCGCCUCCAUCUCCGCACCGCCAACACCCGCGGUGACUAAAUCCCCCAAUCUUCCGAAGCCGCCUCCGGAAAUCCUAUCCGGCGCGACCCGGACCGUCACGACGCUGGUCGCCAUCGGUCUCACCGCCUCCAAAUUCCUCGCCCACGGACUCCUCAAUCUGGCGGUGCAAUUGAGGGAGCCUCUUCUCCGCAACGCGGGGCCCGCCUUCUUCGCGGCGGCCAAGGACGUACCGACGGGGUCGCUGAACACGCCGUUCACGGUGGUGGCGGCGGGGAUGGCGAAGUGGCUCGAUUUGUACAGCGGGGUUUUGAUGGUGCGGGUGCUGCUGAGUUGGUUCCCCAACAUCCCCUGGGACCGCCAGCCGCUCUCAGCAAUUAGGGAUUUGUGCGAUCCCUAUUUGAACCUCUUCAGGAACAUAAUUCCCCCAAUUUUCGACACGCUGGAUGUGAGCCCGCUCCUCGCCUUCGCUGUUCUGGGAACGCUCGGCUCGAUUCUCAACAGCAGCAGGCAGUCUUAUUGAUUGGGGUAAUGCUACUGAAUUUUACAGCAGUUUUGAAUUGUGGAUUGCAAUUACACUGUAUGUCGGAUUUAGAUGAAUUAAGAGCUAUGACUUUCAUAUAUUUCUCAAUGUUGCAGUUUUGUUGAUUGAUCAA